CCCAGCCAAUCAGUAGCAUUAGUCUGGUUGGACGCUCUCUUUGCUUUUCCCCACGAGUGACCACGGCUAGAUAGGCCGCCGGCCAGAUGUGGCGGGGGAGAGCCGGGGCUUUGCUCCGGGUGUGGGGGUUUUGGCCGACAGGGGUUCCCAGAAGGAGACCGCUAAGCUGCGAUGCUGCGUCGCAGGCGGCAAGCAAUUAUCCCAGCUGUUGGAACUGCGGCGGCCCAUGGGGCCCCGGGCGGGAGGACAGGUUCUUCUGCCCACAGUGCCGAGCGCUGCAGGCACCUGACCCCACUCGAGACUACUUCAGCCUUAUGGACUGCAACCGUUCCUUCAGAGUUGAUACUGUGAAGCUCCAGCACAGGUACCAGCAACUGCAGCGUCUUGUCCACCCAGAUUUCUUCAGCCAGAGGUCUCAGACUGAAAAGGACUUCUCAGAGAAGCAUUCGACCCUGGUGAAUGAUGCCUAUAAGACCCUCCUGGCUCCACUGAGCAGAGGACUGUACCUUCUAAAGCUCCAUGGAAUAGAGAUUCCUGAAAGGACAGAUUAUGAAAUGGACAGGCAAUUCCUCAUGGAAAUAAUGGAAAUCAAUGAAAAACUCGCAGAAGCUGAAAGUGAAGCUGCCAUGAAAGAGAUUGAAUCCAUUGUCAAAGGUGUGAUGGCUUAUGCCUGUAAUCCAAGCACUUUGGGAAGCUGAAGUGGAAGGAUCACUUGAGCCCAGGAGUUCAAGACUAGCCUGGUCAACAUAGCAAGACCCCAUCUCCAUAAAAAAUUUAAAAAUUUUUUAUUUAAAUUGACCAGGUGUGAUGGCUUACGCCUGUAAUCCAAGCACUUUGAGAAGCUGAAGUGGAAGGAUCACUUGAGCCCAGGAGUUCAAGACUAGCCUGGUCAACAUAGCAAGACCCCAUCUCCAUAAAAAAUUUAAAAAUUAACCAGAUAUGGUGGCUCAUGCCUAUACUCCCAGCUACUCGAGAGGCUGAAGCAGAAGGAUCACUUGAGCCAGGAGGUGGAGACUGCAGUGAACCGUGUUUACACUAUUGCACUCCAGCUUCAGCAACAGAGCGAAAACACGUCUCAAAAAAAAAAACAAAAAAACUUUUAAGUGGCUUCUCACUGCUCUAAAACUCUUUAGCAUCCCUUACAGGCCCUGGAUGCCGUGGCCUCUGCUUCUCUCUGUUUUGCCUUCUCCACUCCAGCCACAAUGACCACUUCCAGUUCCUCAUCUAUACUGGGCACCCUCCUACCCUAGGGCCUGUUGCUUCUGCCUGAAACCCUCCUCUCCUCCACCCCAUUUAAGUUAACCCCUCCUUCUUCAGAUCUGAAGGCAAUCAUCACUUCCUCAGAGAAGCCCUUUUUAAGCUAUCUAUUAGUAGCGGCUAUUUCUUUUGUAGGACUAAUCACAGUUAUAACUUUACUGUUCUAUGUGACAUUAAUUGAUCAAUAUCAGCCUCCCUCAUUAGACUGGAAGUUCUGCAGGAGAAAUCAUGUCUACUUUUUGCUUCCCUCACAUCCUCAGCUCACAGAAAAGUACUUAUAGUUUAAAAGGAACUUGGUAAGUAUUUACUAAAUGAGCAAACAAUAAUGAGAAAAGACGUUUAAAGCAGUAAUAUAGAAUUUGUGGUGAGGGGACUGUCAGCUGGAGAUACGUUGACAGCAUUAGGGCUGGGUUAUAGAGAUAAGAGAAACUCAGGAUUUGCAGUCAGUGGGCUCAGCUGCCCAAUUUUAGAUAGCAGGGCAGCAUGAAGGUCUGGAGUGAGAGCAGCGUGCUACUGACUUUGUGUGACCUUGAACAAAUGACUUCAUUUCUCUAAGCCUCAAUUUCCUCAUCUGUAAAUGGAGAUAAUAUUAGUACUGGUUGUUGUGGGGAUCAAGUUAAAUGAGAUAAAGCAUGUAAAAGCAUGUAUUUUAGGCCAGGUGUGGUGGCUUAUGCCUAUAAUCCCAUUACUUUGGGAGGCUGAGAUGGGCAGAUUACCUAAGGUCAGGAGUUCAAGACCACCCUGACCAACAUGGCAAAACCCUGUCUGUACUAAAAAUACAAAAUUAGCCAGGCAUGGUGGCGCACACCUAUAAUCCCAGCAACUUCAGAGGCUGAGGCAGGAGAAUUGCUUGAACCCAGGAGGCAGAGGUUGCAGUGAGCCGAAAUCGCACCAUUGCACUACAGCCUGGGCAACAAGAGCGAAACUCCGUCUCAAAAAAAAAAAAAACACUUAUUCUAGCCCUGUAGUAAACAUUUGACUUUGAGCAGCUCACUGACCUUAAUUUAGGUUAAUUCCUAAAUUUUCUCCUACCAGGUAUCUGCUAUGGCCCAGGUAAAAUGAAUGUUCAAGGGCAUAGAGCUAGUUAAUUUUAGGGUCAGGGCUUAAGAACCUCCAGGUUCCUAGUCUGUUGUUCUUUUGUGGACACCACACUGCUACCUGAGAGAUGAGUUUCAAACACCGGACUGGGAAUCAAGUGACUUGGAUUCUGUUCCCAGCUCUUCCACUCAUCAUCCAUGGGACAAUUCCCCUAAUACCUGUCAUUUCCUACCUUAGGGAUAUAAUGUAUUUGACAGUGCUUCGAAAGACGACACCGUAUAAAUGACUGACACUAUUUAUAUCUGGAAAAUGAGAUUACUGGAAAAUUCCUCAUUUUCUAACAAGGAAACAAGAAAUAUGAGAUAGCUGCUGCUUUAUUUUGUUUGGCAUCUUCUCUCUUAUGACACAACAGGAUGUAAAUGUUUUCAUUUUCCUGAGAGGCUAUACAGUUUGCAAGUGGUUGCCGGAAACACUCAGUAAUGCUUUACUGAUAGGUGUUCCCAGCAUGUUAAUGUUCACCUUGCUGAAAUGUCGAAGACCCAAACUGUUUCGUGGGUAUAAUCAAAGUAUAUCCUUGUUUGUUUGUUUGUUUGUUUGUUUUACUGAUUCUAUAGCCAUUUUAUAAGCCUUGGUGAUUGCUCCUUAGACCUUUCAUGGGUAGAAAAACAGUGUUAUUAGGGUCAACCAGAGUUGUGCUAAACAGCAGCUGCCAUCAUGGUACACACAGAGACAAAGGUUAUGAAGCCUUACCCUUGAAUACAAACUUCCUCCUUUGUUGUGUUCAAACCAGCAUGAUUACAAAGUUUAAGUAUUGUCUUCAUAUUAUGAGUCUGUUUCAAUGGAAAAAUUAACAGAAUGGUUU
This is a messenger RNA of Pongo pygmaeus (Bornean orangutan), 3157 nucleotides long. RefSeq names its product HscB mitochondrial iron-sulfur cluster cochaperone (gene HSCB). Gene Ontology annotation, cellular component: mitochondrion. Gene Ontology annotation, biological process: protein complex oligomerization; [2Fe-2S] cluster assembly. Gene Ontology annotation, molecular function: ATPase activator activity; protein-folding chaperone binding. The coding region runs from base 87 to 698 and encodes 203 amino acids. NCBI's taxonomy places the organism in Eukaryota, Metazoa, Chordata, Mammalia, Primates, Hominidae. The record is from RefSeq and is a predicted model, not a curated record. The transcript has 5 exons.